Cynocephalus volans (Philippine flying lemur) is the source of this 734-nucleotide messenger RNA. It is a transcript of the gene FCF1, whose product is annotated as FCF1 rRNA-processing protein. The transcript is spliced from 8 exons. The record is from RefSeq and is a predicted model, not a curated record. Gene Ontology annotation, cellular component: nucleolus; small-subunit processome. Bases 49 to 651 code for a protein of 200 amino acids. Lineage: Eukaryota; Metazoa; Chordata; Mammalia; Dermoptera; Cynocephalidae.
CGCAAAAACGUAGGGCUGUUGGUGAUUCCGGAAGAGCCAGAGUGUGGCAUGAGCAUGGGGAAGCAAAAGAAAACGAGGAAGUAUGCGACCAUGAAGCGAAUGCUUAGUCUGAGAGAUCAGAGGCUUAAAGAAAAGGAUAGAUUAAAACCAAAAAAGAAAGAAAAGAAAGAUCCCAGUGCGCUGAAGGAAAGAGAAGUCCCCCAACACCCUUCCUGCCUAUUCUUCCAAUAUAAUACACAGCUGGGCCCACCUUACCACAUCCUGGUUGAUACCAACUUUAUCAACUUUUCCAUUAAAGCCAAACUGGACUUAGUACAGUCAAUGAUGGACUGUCUGUACGCCAAGUGUAUCCCUUGUAUAACUGACUGUGUAAUGGCUGAAAUUGAGAAAUUGGGGCAGAAAUAUCGAGUGGCUCUCAGGAUCGCCAAGGAUCCAAGAUUUGAACGAUUACCAUGCACACACAAAGGAACCUAUGCAGAUGACUGCUUAGUACAGAGAGUAACUCAGCACAAGUGUUACAUUGUGGCCACAGUUGACCGGGACCUUAAAAGAAGAAUCCGGAAGAUCCCUGGAGUUCCUAUCAUGUACAUUUCUAACCACAGAUACAACAUUGAGCGGAUGCCAGAUGAUUAUGGAGCCCCUCGGUUCUAAUUUAUACAAGACAAACUUCCUCUGCCUUCCUUCAGCCAACUUUCUGUCUUACCAGUUUAUUAAACAUGCUAUAGCAUGAAUUA